This is a messenger RNA of Mytilinidion resinicola, 1950 nucleotides long. RefSeq lists its product as uncharacterized. Gene Ontology annotation, cellular component: MICOS complex. The transcript is spliced from 2 exons. Lineage: Eukaryota; Fungi; Ascomycota; Dothideomycetes; Mytilinidiales; Mytilinidiaceae. Bases 28 to 1950 code for a protein of 640 amino acids. Gene Ontology annotation, biological process: cristae formation. The record is from RefSeq and is a predicted model, not a curated record.
CCCUCAUCCGCCCUGGAGCAGCUCACCAUGCUGCGCGCUUCUUUGCUAAGGACAAGGCCAAUUGCACCCGCUGCUGGCCUUCUCCAAUGGCGCGUGGCCAACCGCUUCUUCGCCGAUAGCAAGAAGCCGGACGAGACGGUCCUGCCCGGCUCCCAGAGCGCGAAAACAAACAUCGAGAUACCCUCCCCGACACUCUCUACGAGCCCUGCGAAUCCAUCUGGCGUGUCAGCAAGCACAAUUGCGGCUUCAGAGGUUCCCAAGACUCCCCCGACACCGCAAGAAGUCCGCUCAGCUCCGGUCGCCCAGCCCGCGACCACCCCCCCUACCGGCACAGGCUCCGCGAGCGUAGCACCACCCCCAUCCGCCCCGAAACCGAAGAAGCGACGGUUCAGACGCUUCCUGCUCCAAUUGCUGAUUCUGUCGGCUCUGGGAUACGCUGGAGGUGUGUGGUAUUCGCUCGUUUCCGACAACUUCCACGACUUCUUCACCGAGUACAUACCCUUUGGCGAGGAUGCUGUAGGAUUCUUCGAGGAGCGCGAAUACCGCAAGCGCUUUCCUGGGCAAAACGUCCAGCAGCGACUACACCCACAGCUCAGUGGCGAGCAGAAGGUCACAAUUCCUAGCAAGCAUGGUCUGACGUCCCGAAUUGCGGGCGAAGGGGAAGGGAGUGGCAGCAACUUGUCGUCGAGCGGACCACAUGUGAGCGCGUUGGAAGACGACAAGUCGAGGAAGCCCGAUCCGUCGGGGGAGACCCCCAAAGUUGGUUCAACAGCUCCGCUAGACGCGGAGAAGCCAACCGAGUCUCUUACCCACGAUCUGCUACCAAAGGCUGCCAUGAUCGACAACCUGGACAUUCCAUCUGCCAAGGAGCCUGUGGUUCAAGACGUAGUCAAGAUACUCAACGACCUCAUUACCGUCAUCAACGCCGAUUCAGCUGCCUCCAAAUACAGCUCUGCGAUAGACAAAGCGAAAUCGGAGCUCGGCAAAGUCAUCUCGGAUAUUACAGCUCUCAAGGAACAAGAACAAAAGGCCGCCGAGGACAAGAUCCGCUCUGCUCACCUGGAAUUUGAUACAGCUGCCAAGGAGCUGGUUCGGCGACUUGAGGCUCAGAUGCACGAACAGGAAAGCCACUGGAAAGACGAGUUCGAGGCGGAACGCGAGCAGCUCGCCCAGACGUAUAAGCACAAAUUGGAUUCGGAGCUGGAAGCAGCAAAGAAGCUCUACGAACAACGUGUGAAGAACGAGCUUCUCGAACAGUCCAUUGCCCUACAGAAGGCCUUCAGCUCAUCUGUCCGCGACCGCGUUGAGUCAGAGCGUGACGGCCGGCUUUCCAAGCUCAAUGAGCUCUCCUCCUCGGUACAGGAACUAGAAAAGCUAACAUGGGAAUGGAACUCGGUCAUCGACGCGAACCUGAAGACCCAACACCUCGUGGUUGCUGUUGAAGCCGUCAAAGCCAAGCUCGCAAAUGCCGAGACUUCCACGCCGUUUGUUAACGAACUGGCAGCCCUGAAGGAGAUCGCCUCAGACGAUCCAGUCGUUUCUGCCGCCAUUGCCAGCAUCAAUCCUGCAGCAUACCAGCGUGGAGUUGCCACACCUGCACACCUCAUCGAUCGCUUCCGCCGCGUUUCAGCCGAGGUCCGCAAGGCUGCUCUGCUCCCCGAAGACGCGGGCAUCGCCUCGCAUCUCGCCAGCCUGGCCAUGUCCAAGUUCCUCUUCAAGAAAUCUGGGCUUGCUGUGGGUGCGGACGUCGAGGCUGUCCUCGCCCGCACGGAGGUCUUACUUGAGGAAGGCGACUUAGACGGCGCCGCACGAGAGAUGAAUGGGUUGGAGGGGUGGGCUAAGGUGCUGAGCCGCGACUGGCUUGGGGAGGUCAGGAGGGUGUUGGAAGUGCGCCAGGCUCUCGAUGUCAUCAGCACGGAGGCCAGGUUGCAGAGUUUACUCGUUGAAUAG